AUGCCAUUUGGCUGCCUAACAAUCGGAGAGAAGAAGGAUUAUAACAGUCCUACAGAGGUGACGGAUAAAUAUGAUCUGGGACAGAUUGUCAAAUCAGAGGAGUUCUGUGAGAUCUUCAGAGCCAAGGACAAAACCACGCUGAAAAUGUACACAUGUAAAAAGUUCCUGAAGAAGGACGGGAGGAAAGUUCGCAAGGCGGCGAAAAAUGAGAUUCUCAUCUUAAAAAUGGUGAAGCACCCUAACAUCCUGCAGCUGGUGGACGUCUACGAGACCAGAAAAGAAUACUUCCUCUUCCUGGAGCUGGCGACGGGCAGAGAGGUGUUCGACUGGAUCCUGGACCAGGGCUACUACUCAGAGAGGGACACCAGCAACGUGGUGAGGCAGGUCCUUGAGGCCGUGGCCUAUCUCCACUCCCUCCACAUUGUACACAGGAACCUGAAGCUGGAGAACCUGGUGUACUACAACCGGCUGAAGCACUCCAAAAUCGUCAUCAGUGACUUCCAUCUGGCCAAGCUGGAGAACGGCCUGAUCAAAGACCCCUGCGGCACCCCGGAGUACCUGGCGCCCGAGGUGGUGGGCAGGCAGAGAUACGGCCAGCCCGUGGACUGCUGGGCCAUGGGCGUCAUCAUGUACAUACUGCUGUCGGGCAACCCUCCGUUCUACGAUGAAACUGAUGAAGAAGAUUAUGAAAACCACGAUAAGAACCUAUUCAGAAAGAUUCUGGCGGGAGAUUAUGAGUUUGACUCCCCAUACUGGGAUGACAUCUCUGAUUCAGCUAAGAGUCUGGUGGCUCGUCUGAUGGAGGUGGACCAGGACCAGAGACUCACAGCCCAGGAGGCCAUUAACCACGAGUGGAUCUCUGGGGGCGCGGCUUCUGACAAGAACAUCAAGGAGAACGUCUGCGCUCAGAUAGAGAAGAACUUUGCCAAGGCUAAGUGGAAGAAAGCCGUGCGGGUAACCACCAUCAUGAAGCGACUGCGUGCCCCGGAGCAGGGCGGGUCCCGGGCCGCCAGCCCUGCCGAGGGAACCACGUCCGCAGGCGCGGCCACAGCGGUGGAGUGCGGCGCGGGGGGGAGCAGUGAACCGACGCAAGCGGUCGUGGCCGAGGUGGAGGCCGGUGGGGCGCGCGCUCAAGAGCAGCCGGGCGGAGCUGAGCCCGCCUCGCGUUGCAACGGAGACGCGGCGGCCCCCCUGUCAGCAGAGUCUGAGGCUGGGGACGAGCAGGGUUAG
Gadus chalcogrammus (walleye pollock) is the source of this 1230-nucleotide messenger RNA. Its product is annotated as caM kinase-like vesicle-associated protein. The coding region runs from base 1 to 1230 and encodes 409 amino acids. NCBI's taxonomy places the organism in Eukaryota, Metazoa, Chordata, Actinopteri, Gadiformes, Gadidae. Gene Ontology annotation, cellular component: intracellular anatomical structure. Gene Ontology annotation, biological process: peptidyl-serine phosphorylation. The record is from RefSeq and is a predicted model, not a curated record. The transcript is spliced from 11 exons. Gene Ontology annotation, molecular function: ATP binding; calmodulin binding; calcium/calmodulin-dependent protein kinase activity.